GGGGGAGAGGCGCGGCGGCGGCGCUCGCGUCAGCCCUCGAGGCGGCGCCGGAGGGCCUCCCCCCCUCGCUCGCCUCGCAGCCCCUCUUUGUCAAGCAGCAGCUCGGGACCGACGGGUUUGGCAUCGGGUUUGAGGACGCCGACGCCGCCUCCGGGCUGCGCGUCUCGCCGCUGCGCAACGCCGUCUCUCGCAAGACCUUCCUGCCCACGGUGCUGCACUUUGCGGAGCAGCACCAGCAGGCGGCGUCGGGACGAGGGUGUUGA
Molecule: messenger RNA, 263 nt
Organism: Emiliania huxleyi CCMP1516
Lineage: Eukaryota; Haptophyta; Isochrysidales; Noelaerhabdaceae
Exons: 2
Source: RefSeq, a predicted model, not a curated record